This is a messenger RNA of Dictyostelium discoideum AX4, 1488 nucleotides long. RefSeq lists its product as hypothetical. Bases 1 to 1488 code for a protein of 495 amino acids. Lineage: Eukaryota; Evosea; Eumycetozoa; Dictyosteliales; Dictyosteliaceae. The transcript is spliced from 3 exons. The record is from RefSeq and is a predicted model, not a curated record.
AUGGAAGAAGAAACCAAAGUAGUUAAAAAAGUUACUGGACCAGCCAAACCUCAAAAAUUAAGAUCAAUUGAUGUUGAAUUAGCUCAAAAAUUAAAUACUGGUAGUAGCCAAACCAAAUCAUCAGCACUCUAUAAAUUAAGAUCUGUUGUAAAGAAUGAAAAAUUAACAGAAAUUCAAUUAUUAAAAAUUUGGAAAGGUUUAUUUUUAAGUUUAUAUAAUACAGAUAAACCAAUUGUCCAAGAAGAAUUUUCAAGAGAUAUUUCAAAAUUAACAACUUAUUUUAAAGAUUAUAAAGAUUCAUUAAUGUUUAUAAAAUGUUUUUUCAUUAUUUUACAAAAACAUUGGGAUUACAUAGACAAAUAUCGUGUUGAUAAAUUCUAUUCAUUGGUACGUAAAAUGUUGAAUUCAUCAUUCCAAAUUUUAAAGAAAAGAAACGCACAACAUGAAGAAGGAAGUGAGGAAGAGGAAGCAAGAUUAGCAUUGAAUGAGCAGAUUUAUAGUGGUUUAGUGAAAAUCUUUAAGAGUACCGUAUUGAAUACAUCAUCCGAUUCAACUACAAAUACAAAUGGUGUCUUACUUCAUUUCGCUGAUAUCUAUUUAGAAGAAUUAUUUAAAGUGACACAAGGUCAUAUGGAACCAAUUAAUUUGACUAAAAUUUUAUUACCAUUUGUAAACUUUUUAACAAAGAGUGAAGAUGACGUAUCUUGUAAACGUAUCAAAGAAAGAGUUUUCGAUCGUCUCUUAACAACUUAUUCACCAUUUGAUAAAAAAGAUGCUUAUUAUUUACCAAAAGUUGGUGUUUCCUCUUCAACUCCUGAAAUUUUCCCAACUGAUUAUGAAAUGUUUUCAAAAUUAUUCUUUAAAUGUGCUUCUUCAAAAGAUACAUUAGAACAAAAUAGAAAAACACUUUAUGGUUUAAAAAAUCAAUUCAAGAGAGCACAAGCAGCAUUAGAAGAAUUAGAAGAAUUAGCAGAUAAUAUAGUUUUAGAUGAAAAUGGUGAUAUCGUUGAAAAUCCAAAUGUAAAUCCAGAAGAUUUACAAGGUGAUGAUAGUGAUGAUAGUGAUGAAGAGUUUGAUGUUGAUCAAAUGGAUAGUGAGGAUAGUGGUGAAGGUGAAUUUGAUGAUGAAAUCGAUGCCGAUGAUGCUGAGGAAUUAGAUGAUGAUGAUGAUGAAGAAUUUGAUGAAGAAUUGGAUGAAGAAGAUGAGGAAGAAGAAGAGGAAGAGGAAGAGGAAGUUCCACCACCACCACCAACAAAAAAUUUAAAAUCAAAACCAUCACCAGUUACUCAAAAAAAUAAACAACAACAACAACAACCACCAGCAAAACCAGCACCAAUUACUAAAAAACAACAACAAUCACCAGCUAAACCAACUCAAGUUACUAAAAAACAACAAUCACCAGCAAAACCAACACCAGUUACUAAAAAACAACAAUCACCAGUCAAACCAACUUCACCAAAAGUUGUCAAAAAACCAACAAGAAAAUAA